This is a messenger RNA of Eufriesea mexicana, 1279 nucleotides long. Its product is annotated as mitochondrial glutamate carrier 1. Gene Ontology annotation, biological process: aspartate transmembrane transport; malate-aspartate shuttle; L-glutamate transmembrane transport. The record is from RefSeq and is a predicted model, not a curated record. The transcript is spliced from 8 exons. Gene Ontology annotation, molecular function: L-glutamate transmembrane transporter activity; L-aspartate transmembrane transporter activity. Bases 247 to 1185 code for a protein of 312 amino acids. Lineage: Eukaryota; Metazoa; Arthropoda; Insecta; Hymenoptera; Apidae.
ACUUGUGACGUAAGUCAACGACGGUUCCACCCGUGGACCGUGUCGAGUCUUCUUUUAUCUUUUAAGAUCGUCAGUGAAAACGAAAUCUCCUGGAUAUCAUGCUAGUUACACUGCCUGUUUGAGAUUGAGCUCCCUACGUCAUCCUUAUCUUCGCUUUCGAUGAUAAGAAUUGCCUUUUGUCAACGAAAUACUGUAAGCAACCACUCUCCACUUUCAAUCGGGAGGAAGUUAUAAAUUCUAUUUUCAAUGGAAAAGGACGGUGUAGAAAAAGCUCCGGAUCAAUUUAAACUUCUUCCAAAAAUUAUAAAUGGCGGGAUCGCAGGUAUCAUCGGUGUCUCUGUGGUAUUUCCACUGGACUUGGUUAAAACACGAUUACAGAAUCAAGUUGUCGGCCCUAAUGGGGAAAGAAUGUACAAAUCUAUGUUCGAUUGUUUUAAGAAGACUUACAAGGCUGAAGGCUACUUUGGCAUGUAUAAAGGGUCUGGCGUGAACAUUCUUUUAAUCACACCAGAAAAAGCAAUCAAACUCACUGCCAAUGAUACUUUUCGACAUUACUUAUCUACCGGGCCCGGACAGAAACUGCCAUUAGAACGGGAAAUGCUCGCCGGUGGUCUAGCUGGAGCUUGUCAAAUUAUCGUUACAACUCCCAUGGAACUGCUCAAAAUUCAAAUGCAAGAUGCUGGGCGCGUAGCAGCAGCAGCAAAAGAAGCAGGAAAAACAGUGCCAAAAGUGUCAGCUUUAUCAUUAACGAAAGAUUUACUGCAAAAAAGAGGAAUUUUCGGACUUUAUCAAGGCACUGGUGCGACAGCACUUAGAGAUGUAACAUUUUCUAUACUUUACUUUCCGUUAUUCGCUAGAUUGAACGAUAUUGGGCCAAAAAGGGAGGAUGGCUCGUCCGUCUUUUGGUGCUCAUUUUUGGCCGGCUGUACCGCUGGUUCUAUAGCUGCGUUGUCGGUAAAUCCAUUUGAUGUAGUUAAAACUAGAUUACAAGUAAUCAAAAAGGCACCCGGUGAACCAACAUAUGAUGGUGUAUUAGACUGUAUCACUAAAACAUUGAAGAAUGAAGGUCCAACCGCAUUCUUCAAAGGCGGAGCAUGCAGAAUGAUCGUGAUUGCACCUCUUUUCGGGAUUGCACAAACUGUUUACUACCUCGGCGUUGCAGAAUGGCUGUUGGGUCUUAAGUGAACAUUGCCUUCUACUCUCCUGUGCCGUCGUAAAUACUCUGGGAUUUAAACUGACAAUAACUGGCGCAUUAUAGAUGUAUUUUCGCUUGAUAUGG